GCCAGCAGCGGGAAGGGCGGCGGGGGCUCACCGAGGGAUUGCACCGGCGCCCCGCCGCUGGCCGCAGCCCGGCCCGCAGCGGGAGGUGUCGCCGCUUCGCGGUCUGCGUGUGACGGGGGCGGCGUUUGCUGGCAGCCCGGACCCGGGAGUGGAGCGGCCGCGCGGCAGCACCUUCAGGGUUUUUUACUUUCGUGUUGUUUUGCUGCUUUAAUUACGGAUUUUUUUUCUGGUUUUCCAGGUAAAAUAUUUGUUUUGAGGAAGGCGGUGUUCACGCUGCCAGUCGGCGAAGUGCCCACAAUCAGGGGACUGGGGGGGGGGGGGGGAAACAACAAACCUAAAACCCAGGUGCCGAAGAUGGAGGAAGCAGAAGAGGAUGACAUGACAUGUGGAGACUUGGGAAACGGACUUGGGAGAAGACCUGGAGGUGUUUAUGAAGGGGAAAAUUUACAGAACUCCUAUUCAUUCAGAUCAAGGAAGGGAUCUGGAAAGGUUUGUAAUUCUCGCCUGUCGGCAAAGAGAGUGGAGGAAAGUGAUGCUGCAGCUCUUCCUGGUUCAAAACGAAACACUUCUUACGAUGGAUCAUCCAAAAAGCCUGUUACUAGUUCCACACGACGAAAUAGCUGUGUAUCUGCUAUCAAUCCCACAGAAUCUAAUACCAAAAUGUCCAAUGAAGAACUAAUGCAACAACUUCAGGAAGCUCUAGAGGAAGUUGAAAUUUUGAAAGUUGAGCUUGAAGCUUCUCAAAGACAGCUUGAAGGAAAAGAUGAAGCCCUAAGAAUUCUGCAGAGCAUGGCAGUAUUUAAUAAAGCCACUAGUCAUACAAAAGCAAUGCUUCAAAAAACUGAGGAAGAAAAGAGAACUUUAGAAAAGAAAAUAAAUAUUUUGCAAUGGGAAAUUGAAUUUGAUCAGGAUAGAUUUAAAAACAUAGAAGACACAUGGACAGAAAAAUACAACAGGAUCUAUUGUGAAAAUGCAGCUCUUAACGAAGUGUUAAAACUGAGAACAGAAGAAAUUAGAAGUCUUAAAGCUGAAAAUACAAUCCUGAAACAGCAGUGUUUGGAAUUUCUUGCAAUGCUAGAUGUGAAACAACAAAAGGUUGUUCAGGAAAACAUAUUCUUGAAUAAAAGUGAUGUUACAGAUUUUACAGGUCUUGAACUGGCAGUUCUUGGAGCCUGCACUUGCAAUACUUCUGGGGGGCAGCCUUGUCCCUGUGCUAAAAUGGCAGCUGUAACUCGAAAGCAACUUCUUCAUCUCAAGCAAGAGAUUGAAAAUCUAAAGAAGAGUAAAGAUGAAGCUUAUAUAAUGGCAGAUGCUUUCAGAAUUGCAUUUGAGCAGCAGCUAAUGCAGAGGAAGGACCAAGCCCUGAGGCUUGCAGAAGUGAUAAAGAUUAAGAAGGAAACGAAAUUUAUGAACUGGAGACGUCUGAAGGAUGAUGGGCAUCUCAAGUUACAAGGGAACAAGAACAGUCUGGGACAAAAACUAUCUGGCCUGCUGUCAUCAGAUGUGGACUGCAGGAAAGUUGAAGAACUAGACAAUCCUCAUGAAAUCCUGAAGAUGUUAAUAGAUUUGGUAAAUGACAAAGAGGAGGCUCUGGCUCAUCAAAGAAAGGUUAGUUACAUGCUAGCUCGUGCCAUGGAGAUGCAAGAGGAUGUUCAGGAACAGGAUAAAGGAAAUGGCACACCCAGAAGUCAUACCCGUGAUGGCCAGAGGUCAUCGGGCCCCGGACAUGCCUGCUGCCCAAACCUCUGUUCCCAAAACAGGACUUCAGCUCCCAGUGCAAAAACACUUGAAAAACCAGUAAAAACGCUUCAAAAGGCACACUCCUGGCCAUCCCACACUACGCACGAUGAAGAAGAUAAUCCACGUGGAAAAGCAGAUUAAAGUAAAGUGCUCUCUAUGUAGCCAUUUGCUGGAAUAAAUUAUUAAAAAAAAAAAAUCUUGUGUGGA
This is a messenger RNA of Falco peregrinus (peregrine falcon), 1947 nucleotides long. RefSeq names its product coiled-coil domain containing 125 (gene CCDC125). The transcript has 11 exons. The coding region runs from base 355 to 1881 and encodes 508 amino acids. Lineage: Eukaryota; Metazoa; Chordata; Aves; Falconiformes; Falconidae. The record is from RefSeq and is a predicted model, not a curated record. Gene Ontology annotation, cellular component: cytoplasm. Gene Ontology annotation, biological process: negative regulation of cell motility; negative regulation of Rho protein signal transduction.